AUGACGACCCACGAUAAUUUUUUAUCGUGGGAGAAGUGUAAUCGAUAUCCCUACGUGGACAAAGUGUCCAUGGUAGAAGCGGAAGAAGAGGAUAGUGUUGAUUUUGUCUAUCAAUUUGUGAAGAAAAGAUUUGUUUCCACGGAUCAUGAGAGUUCAAGUAUAUUUCACACUGCUCCGGAGAUAAUUGGGCCGCCGAAAUUUCAACGUUACGGACAAACAAUUGAUUUUCGAAUCCUAUUUCACGAUUUUCAUAUGAUUAGAGACGGUACUGGUGUUUCAAUAUCUCCGUGGCGAAAUAAGGAUAUUAUGAGACCAAAAGAUAGGCAAUUUAUACACAACGAUUUCGAUGCGAUGACGAAAGACAAAAGAUAUAUCGAUAUCGAAUUUCACGAAGCUGUAUAUCCAAUUAGGGUCUGCAUUUACGAAAUAUGUAAACCUGGAAGCAUACGUCAAAUUUCAGCUCAAGAUUCUAAUGGGUCGUGGCAUGAAUUGUGGAACGUUUCUCAUCAGCCUUUCCUGUAUAUUCCACCCCCGCAAUCAAGAUUAUUUUCUCCACCGUUGUCGUCGCUAUCGUGUACCAUAAAAACUAAAAUGCUCAGAUUAGUAUUUGGGGGCAGUUGGCAGGUUUCUUACACAAAACUAGACGCCGUGAUGCUCAUCAGUACAUCGAAAUUGAUCCAAUCUAAAAAUCCCAAUGAAAGUUUACCGGAUAUAAUAAAGAGAAUUAGUUCCAUGUACUAUCCAUAUCACAACAAUUGUAACUUUACAACAGAUUUAAAUAGCGUGCAUUUGGACAUAGCAUAUCUGCAAAAGAAUUUUCACUAUUAUUGCAACAUUUCUAAUAGCAAUGUAAUAGCGAGUGUUUCUCAUGAUAAUCGUAUGAUGAGGUGUGAAAAAGUGUCAGAGGAGAUAAUCCCUGGUUACACGCAACCUUCCGGACACAGAUAUUCGCAUCGUAUUUUAUUGAAGGCAUAUCAGACUAAUGCCAAUAAGCGUUUGAGGCGCUCUUCGACUGAAUCCACGGAGCCGUUGUCGUCAUUGUCAAGUUGCAGUAUAUCUGCGCUUCCU
Molecule: messenger RNA, 1068 nt
Organism: Temnothorax curvispinosus
Lineage: Eukaryota; Metazoa; Arthropoda; Insecta; Hymenoptera; Formicidae
Exons: 4
Source: RefSeq, a predicted model, not a curated record